CACCAACUCUUUUACCAAAUCUAACCCCUUUUUUCAAAGUCUGUGCACUUACUCAAACUAUGAUAACCUCUCCCAUUUUCCCUUCAUUCAACUCUUUUAAACUUCAAACUUCAAAGUCCAAACCCAUCCAUUUCUAGGAUUAACCCUUUUCAACACGUUAGUAUAUGGAAUGGACUAGACAACUCCCCCGCCUAUCUCCCUCUCCUUCCUGCUCCAUUUCUCCCAACCCAUUUCAGACGCCAUAGUUUAAUUUAGCUCACAAAACAUGACCCAAACCGACGAUAUUGCUUACGAUUCGAUUUUGGUUCUUCUCUCCAUCUCUCUUUUCAUUCUUGGUAUCGUCCUCAUCAUCAUCAUCUGCAGGAAGAAACCACAAAAGCCCGAUCAGAAACAUUUAGAGCUCCCCGCCAAGUUUUGUGCCAGCUCCUAUCAGUUAACCGACAUAGAUGCAGCGACAGAUGGCUUUAACACUAGAAGGAUCGUCGGGAAAGGCCGCUUAGGUACUGUUUUUGCAGCCAUAUCGCCGAGCGGGGAGCUCGUUGCGGUGAAAAGGAUACAUCCACGGCUUGUAUUAAGCAAUGCUGGAUUCGGGUUUGCUUCGAUAAUAAAAACACUUUCGUUGGCUCAGCAUCCUAACGUAGUCCCAAUCAUAGGGUAUUCACAAGCGCCGGGUGAGAGAAUCAUCGUGAUGGAGUUUGUCGGCAUGGUGAAUUUGGAUUUUUAUUUGCAUGAAAACUCCGAUGGUGCUUCGUUGUUAGAUUGGAAUCGGCGUUUGAGGGUUGCUGCCGGGGUGGCCAGGGGGAUCGAGUAUUUGCAUCAAGGGAUGGCGCCCAAUAUAGUACACGGUGCAUUAAAGGCGUCGAAUAUAUUAUUAGAUGUGAAAUUUGUUGCCAAGUUAUGUGAUUACGGGCUAUCGUUUUUGGCACCCAAAGAGAUGACGGGGCUUGUGGGGCAUGUAGAUGACGAGUAUUGGGCUGAAAAGGGAGGUGGUGCUUGCAAGGAAAGCGAUGUUUAUGGCUUUGGGGUGGUGUUGUUGGAACUUUUGACAGGGAGGAGAAGUGAACAAGGGUUGCUUGUGAGAUGGGCAUUGCCAUUGAUCAAAGCCAAAAGGUUUAGUGAACUUUUGGACCCUAGACUAGUAAUUCCCUCUGAUAUAAAACCUCUUCUUAGACUGGCAAAAGUUGCUUCAGCUUGUGUUGGUAAUUACAGAAAAGACAGGCCUUCCAUUUCUCAAGUGGCAUCCAUUUUGAACAAUCUGGAGAUUGAGGUCUGUCAUUAAAGUGCCAAAUUUGAAUAUUGGGUUUGUUUUAUUUUAUUUGACUUUGAUCAUCAAAAAGCCAAAGCUAGAUUGUAUACACGUGGGUUGUCUUCAAAAUGGAUGCAAGAUAGAGUUGGCCAACGAGGGUAAGAACUAUGUGGGAAAAUAUUGAAAUGAAAGAUUUUAAAGGUUGGAGAGGGGCGGUGAUGGGGGAAUCAUUGUUUCCGUGUGGAAGUAGGGGGGAUUUUCUUACAUUGGUGGUGAAAGGGACCCAUUUCCCUUAAUUUUUUAUAUUAUGUCUUUCUCAAUCUGAUUAUCAGAUUUUGGGGGGUUUGCUAUGGCUCCAUCACUUGACUAAAACUUCAUUUUGUAAAUUAAUCAUUACCCAAUUAUUUGUGUUUUAGAAUCAAUCACAAUA
Gossypium arboreum is the source of this 1676-nucleotide messenger RNA. RefSeq names its product phytosulfokine receptor 1. The coding region runs from base 266 to 1279 and encodes 337 amino acids. Gene Ontology annotation, molecular function: protein kinase activity; ATP binding. Lineage: Eukaryota; Viridiplantae; Streptophyta; Magnoliopsida; Malvales; Malvaceae. Gene Ontology annotation, biological process: protein phosphorylation. The transcript has a single exon. Gene Ontology annotation, cellular component: plasma membrane. The record is from RefSeq and is a predicted model, not a curated record.